GAUAGAGUACUUGCAGCAGCUGCAUUCGCGGUUGCAGAUCCUCUGGGCUGACGAGCAGAACCGCGACCAGAUCGUGGAGGUCAUUCGCCAGAUCACGGAGGCCCUCAUCUGGGGCGAGCAGAACGGCCACGACAACAAUUUCUUCGAUUUCUUCUGUGAGAAGAGCAUCCUGGCCGAGUUCGUGCGCGCCCUGGGGCUGCCUGGGGGCAACAGGACGGUAAAGGUGCAGCUGCUGCAGACGCUGUCGAUGCUGGUGCAGAACGUCCGCAGGGACACCUCGCUGUACUACUUGUUCAGCAACAACUACAUGAACCAGCUCAUCUCGACGCAGUUCGACUGGAGCGACGAAGAGAUCUUGGGAUAUUACAUCAGCUUCGUCAAGUCGUUGGCUCUCAGGCUCAACAGGGAGACGAUCAAAUUUUUCUUCAACGAGAACUCUCAGCAGUUCCCGCUCUACGUCGAGGAGGGUCACGGGCGAGGAACAUCGUGA
Prorocentrum cordatum is the source of this 490-nucleotide messenger RNA. Lineage: Eukaryota; Dinophyceae; Prorocentrales; Prorocentraceae. The record is from the annotation of a GenBank genome assembly.